Molecule: messenger RNA, 3627 nt
Organism: Lachancea dasiensis
Lineage: Eukaryota; Fungi; Ascomycota; Saccharomycetes; Saccharomycetales; Saccharomycetaceae
Source: the annotation of a GenBank genome assembly
AUGAAGUUAUCACCGUUAUCUGUAGCCCUGGCCUACACGAGCUCAGUCGCUGCGAAUCUGUAUCCUCGCGUUUACUACGGAAACAGUAGCUUGCAAGCAAGUUCCCAAGGCUCUUUUCGAGAAGUCACAACACUCACUAUCAGUUCCACUGAUCCUGUUGGUUCUACCAAAACUCGUGUGUCGGAAGCCCUUGUUAGCCUGGCCACUAUUAAAGUUGGCGACGCAGUGACUGUUGUCACCACCUGGUGUCCAUUACCAUCAAAUGUUGUCCUAUCUUCGGAAAAUUCUGAAGUCGGAACACCUAGUUUCAACUACGUUACAACUGAAACCAGCAGUGUCACAUCACAGUCCACUAGCAUCGAUGAAAGCGGUGGGCAGCAUGUUGUGUCGACUUAUGUGGUCCACACCUACACAAUUACUGUCUGUCCAACUUGCACCCGUCAACGUACCAGUCAACCGUCCAGUACUACAAAUCUGGAUGCUUCCUCAUUAGCUACUUCUUCCUCUCAAAGCUCACAAGCGUAUUCACUUAGUCAUGCGCAUUCACCUGAUGCGAGUGGUUUGUGGAGUAAGCAAUCAAGUGAGAUUUCAACUCAUGGAGCAUCAAGUUUAGUUUCUCAAACGCCUAGCUCGAGUUUCCGAAAAUCUCAAAUAACGCCUGCCGCAUCGGCGCUAUUUUCUAGUGUCACAGGCAGAAGCAGCUCACUAGCACUGUCGGUUUAUUCUCAGCCUGCACCAUCUAAUAGCUUUGGGAGUUCUUUUUCGUCAAGUGCUUCCAAUACUUUGGCAACGUCUUAUGCAUACUCAGCGUCUUCCACAACUUCUCCUAUAAUUGAAAAGGGCUCUUCUACCCUUCAGCACAGUUCUGAUUGGUCAUUAUCCUCUCAGUCUGGUACAUCUGACGUUCUCAAAACAGUUGUUACCAAAUCAACCAACAGUGCAGGUUCGACCAGGUUAACGACGUUUUCGGCCCGCAAGGGCUUGACUACAGAGAUUUCAGACGGCGUAACUACUGUUUAUACUACGUGGUGUCCUCUAGAAACUCUGUCGAUUUCAACAAGUACGCCGAAGUUACUCGAAAGUGAACGCGAUUCCAGUAAGCACUCAUCAAAAGCAAGUGACCACUCAGCCAAUGGCAUUGAUUCUACGACCCGCCAAUCGGUCAUUUCUACUAGUUCCACCUCAGUACUCUAUCGGGAUCUGACUACGAUCACUUCAAACCUAGUAAGGAGCGCGAGCUCCAGUAUCUUGACCACUUUCGAAGCGACUAGGACGCUCACCACAGAAACCUUAAAUGGUAUCACUACUGUGUACACAACUUGGUGUCCAGUUAACAGUGACACCAAUCCUUCAUCGAAAGCAAACAGCUUACCUGUAAGCUCAGUCUCAAACGAUGAAGUUGCGCACACGCUAUCAACGGACAAGACGACAAUGGCAUCAACCUCUCGCCAAUCUUCGUUUUCAGAUGAAGAAAGCACAUUGGAGUUUUCGACAAAGGAGAAGUCCGCAACGGGCAGUCACUCCACUGUAAAGAGUUCCCCUGUUUCAAUCUCAUUAGACUCUAAAACAUCCUCGGUUUUAAACGCUGUCACUCUUUCAACAGUUGAUUGCUCCUCGGGAAAGUGUCACUCUUCAAGUACUCCAAGCACUAUUCUCACUACUGAGACCACAGUAUCGAGCCCCACAGCCCCAUCAUCCCUUAGCACUUCUUUUCACUCUUCUUCGUCUUCGGCCUCUUUCCCCAGCUCAGCUGCCCCUUCAGCAGUGAUCGGUCCUACCGUGUGUACAGGGGAUCUUUGCGUAACAUCAAGUGUGCUAUCAUACUUCAACUCAAAUGAGGCCUCUGUUAGUACUCGCACUUCAACUAGCCACAGUGCUCCGGUAAGAGGGCGCACAACUUUUAGUGGAGACUCUUCAACUGUCCAGACUUCUGUGUCAUCAGUAUGCAGUUCGUGUUCUCAAAAGUCAAAGUCAAGUGCAUCUAACUCAAAGUCAAGCACGACUGUAAGUUUUGGUUCUAGUCGUACAUUGUCGUCUACCCUUUCUACUGUGACAACUACGAGCAACGGGGUCAUUACUGAAUACACGACAUGGUGUCCACUGACGUUGGAAACCUCUAAGAGCUCAACUAAGACCAUCGCGGGUAAAACGUUUCCAUCAACCAAGGCCAUAGUGUCUCAAACUAGCUCAUCGGCUGGCAUCUUUUCCACCAAGCCCUCCAGCGCAAUCUCGAUUGUAGAUUCAUCUUCGGCAAAAACGCCACUCGCAUCUAAGUCUGCCUUGAUUGGUGUGUAUACUACAAGCUAUUCCUCGGUAAAAUCAUUAAUCACAACUUCCACGGUCGAGUUCCAUUCUGAGGCUCACGGUAUGCCUCUUUCGAUCACUAUCUCGGCAAAUUCACCGAUAUCUUCAUCGAGUACCGCAACUGAGGUUGUUUCGGCCCAUAAAAGCAACCCCACAAGCUCCUUGAUUGUCGAUGCUGCCACUUCAACAGCAAAGAAGAGAACUACGUCAAAAGAGAAUAUGCUAUUGACCUCGAGUACCUCAAGUGUCUCUUAUUCUACCGAUUCUUUGCCGAAUACACCCAGCAGCGCCUCUAGUUUACCUCAAAUGGAGACCGAAACGUGUUCAAGUUGUUCCAAAUCACUUGAAUCGCCCCCAGUAACAACAACAGUAACAGCAGCCGAAAGCUGCUCUAGCUGUGGAGAAGGAACUUCCAGCACUUCAAGUGUUAUUUGGGAGAGCCCUCCCAAGUGUGAUACUUGUUCCGAAUACAUAUAUGUGUCUCCUUCAGUCUCCGUUUCAAAAUCCAGUGGAUCGCCAUUCACAGCUACUUGUGUGACAUGUCCAGAUUCGAGCACCACAACCAGAAGCAUCACUUUGACAACAACAUGUUCCACAUGUGAAGGUAAUAUAGAGCGUCCACGGUCCAACAAGGUUGCCGUUUCAGCACCAUCAACUUUUUUGAGCAUCGAUACUUCUUUGAGCAUCUCCGUAUCGUUCACGUCGCAAAUCAUCACCACGACGAGUGAGGGAAUUGUCACCCAAUACACAACUUGGUGUCCUUUGACGAGCUCUGCGACGAGCACUAUCGCACCUCGCUCUGAACUAAACCCUAGUGCUAAUCACGAAUCAUCAGGCACGCCGUCUAAUGCCAAUUCUAAUACAGUGUCAAUCACCCAAUCUCAAUCGCUAGUAACAAUUUCAAAAGCUACUGAGUACAGUACCACCUCGACCAUCUCGGUGACCACAGUAUUACCCUUCACAUCGACGUAUACCGGCGGAAACGGACAGCUGGUAACCGUUAUAAGUUCUCGUUCGAGUUUGGUACCCACUGUAACAACGAUGUUAAUCAGCACAAGAGUUCCAGCUACCACUUCUUCGUCUUCUCUUGUAACUUCCACGCAUCCUGAUUCAAGUGCACCACACAGCCUUGGAUCCCGUUCCCUAUCAUCUGGCGUUGUUACAACCAGAAGUGAAGAGAGUUAUUCGAGUGAUGCAUCUACAUGGAUAACGACGCCCGUGGUAUCGACGUACGCCGGGUCGGCUGCUGCUCAUAUUCAACUUCAACGCAGCAGUGGUCUAUAUAGAGCUCUGGGGGCCAUUAUGCUGAUGAUGUUGAUUUAG